UAUGAAGUUAAACGUAAACGUGUGUCCUUGAAUGUUCUGGAUCUUUUUGGGCCUGUUUGCGUCCUCCUCCACAGGAAAAUGGCAGCGAGGUCCUCUUGCCUGCGCAUCGGAAUUGUAGGAUUUGGACAUCUAGGGCAGUUCUUAGUGGAGAGAAUCACUAAAGACGGAGCCAGUGUAGGAUUAGCGCUGGCUUUUGUUUGGAACCGAAAUCCUGAGAAACUGAAAGGUUUAGUCGCGGAUGACCUCGCACUGGGGAACCUGUCAUCCUUCGGCGACAGGCAAUGCGAUGUCAUUGUGGAAGUGUGCCAUCCUCAGGUGGUGAAAGAAUUUGGGGUCCACUUCCUGUCUCACUCACAUUUGAUGGUUGGCUCCCCCUCGGCCCUCGCCGAUCCCGACCUGAAUGACAAGCUUCGACGGGCGGCGCAGCUGAAUGGGAGAACGCUCUACGUCCCCAGCGGCGCAAUGUGGGGCGGUCAGGACAUCCAGAGGUUGAACGACAGCGGGGCCUUGCAGGCUUUAUUCAUAAGGAUGUCCAAGCAUCCAUCCUGCUUCCGGCUCACAGGAGACGUCCUCUCUGAGUGGACGGAGGGGGAAGGGAGGCGGGUUUUAUUUCGGGGCUCGGUGGCGGAGCUGUGUCCCCUCGCCCCCAACAACGUCAACACGAUGGCGGCGGCGGCAGUGGCUGCAGGGAAGCUCGGUUUUAACGGCGUCCAGGGAGAGAUCGUGUCGGACACGGCGUUGAGUGACUAUCACGUGGUGGAGGUGCACGUGACAGGGCCCGGCGGUUUCUCAGUGCACACAGUGAGAAGGAAUCCGGCCCGUCUCGGCGCAGUAACCGGUAGUGCAACAUACAACUCAUUUUGGAAUAGCUUACUUGUUUGCAAAGGCCACGGGGGUCGGGUUUAUUUGUGCUGAAACAUUGAAUGCCCGAUGAAGAACAAAUAGAGGUCAACCAUGGCUAUCCCAUGUGGCUUUCACGUAAACAGCCUUGUGCUCCAAUAAAAAACACAUUCAAGCAAAGAAGAGCAGUUAUCCUUUGUGAAACUGACAGAUACUAUAUAUUUACUCUUUAUUAUGUUCAUAUGAUGCAAGAUUGGAAGAAAUGAUUACAACUCUCACAUGGAGUAUACAUACUGUACAUCUUGCAAAAUGUUUUUCCUUCAAGCAUGUUCCGGCUCUUAUUCUAGGCUCAUCUCGCUUGUGCAAACACGGAUGCAAUCUCUAAAAUGCACUCUCCCCCCCAUACACCCACCCACCCCAGUCAAUAAUAAAUACUUGUCAGUGCAAAGGCAAAAAAAAAAAGCGGGAGUGUGAGGUCAUUCACA
Molecule: messenger RNA, 1325 nt
Organism: Syngnathoides biaculeatus (alligator pipefish)
Lineage: Eukaryota; Metazoa; Chordata; Actinopteri; Syngnathiformes; Syngnathidae
Gene: aspdh
Product: aspartate dehydrogenase domain containing
Exons: 7
Coding region: 79-915 (278 amino acids)
Biological process (GO): NAD+ biosynthetic process
Molecular function (GO): NADP binding; L-aspartate dehydrogenase [NAD(P)+] activity
Source: RefSeq, a predicted model, not a curated record